This is a messenger RNA of Zingiber officinale, 2183 nucleotides long. Its product is annotated as purple acid phosphatase 23-like. Lineage: Eukaryota; Viridiplantae; Streptophyta; Magnoliopsida; Zingiberales; Zingiberaceae. The transcript has 9 exons. The coding region runs from base 57 to 1748 and encodes 563 amino acids. The record is from RefSeq and is a predicted model, not a curated record. Gene Ontology annotation, molecular function: acid phosphatase activity; metal ion binding.
GGGGUGCUACGAUAUAACGUCGUGAUCAAGCUCUCGUCUGCACUGCAGCUCCCGCGAUGGUCUCUGCUGGCCUGGUCCUCUUCGUCGUCCUGCUCAUCGCCUCGGCCGCCUUCUCGGCCGAGCAUCCUUCGAGGAAGAGGCGCAUUCCCACGACGCUCGACGGCCCCUUUCCUCCGGCCACUCGGCGGCUCGACCCCUCCUUCCGCCGCGGCAGCGACGAUAUCCCCACAGACGACCCCCGCCUCGCGCCGAGGGUCCAUCCGCCCUUUCCGGAGCAAAUUGCCCUCGCCGCCUCCUCCCACCCUUCCUCCGUCUGGGUUUCCUGGAUCACUGGGGAGGCGAAUAUCGGGGUGAAUGUGACGCCGGCGGACCCCUCGGCAGUGUCGAGCGAGGUGUGGUAUGGGGAGGAGAGCGGGAAAUGUGAGUUCUUCCAGAGGGGCACGGCCACCGUCUACAGCCAACUGUAUCCUUUCAAGGGCCUCUUGAAUUACACUUCGGGCAUUAUCCAUCAUGUGAGGCUUCAAGGCCUCAAACCAUCAACAAGGUACUAUUAUAAAUGUGGUGAUAGCUCCUUGAAAGCCUUGAGUGAGGAGCACACCUUUGUAACAUUACCCUCAUGUGGCCCAGACCAUUAUCCAAAUCGAAUCGCAGUGAUCGGUGAUCUAGGGCUGACAAGCAACUCAACAACCACAAUAGAUCAUUUAAAUGAGAAUGAUCCUUCAAUGAUUUUAAUGGUCGGAGACAUGAGUUAUGCAAACCAAUAUUUGACCACGGGGGGUAAAGGAGUUCCUUGCUUCUCGUGUGCAUUCCCUGAUGCACCCAUUAGAGAAACAUACCAACCACGAUGGGAUACAUGGGGGAGAUUCAUGGAACCUAUUACAUCAAAGAUUCCUAUGAUGGUGAUUGAAGGCAAUCAUGAAAUCGAACCACAAGUUGGGAAUAUGACUUUCAAAUCUUACUUAGCGCGGUUUUCAGUUCCAUCUGAGGAGAGUGGCUCCAAUAGUAACUUCUAUUAUUCAUUUAAUGCUGGUGGAGUUCAUUUUAUCAUGCUGGGUGCUUAUGUUGACUAUAAUCGGACAGGUGCACAAUAUGCUUGGCUUAAAAGAGAUCUGUGUCAGCUCAAUCGCCAAAUCACUCCUUGGAUAAUUGCUUCUUGGCAUCCUCCUUGGUAUAAUAGUUACAACUCGCACUAUCAGGAAUUUGAAUGCAUGAGGCAAGAAAUGGAGGGACUUCUAUAUGAGUCCGGUGUAGAUAUAGUGUUCUCUGGACAUGUCCAUGCUUACGAAAGGAUGAAUCGAGUAUUUAACUAUACGUUGGAUCCAUGUGGACCGGUUUACAUAACUGUAGGCGAUGGGGGAAAUAUUGAGAAAGUCGACGUUGACUUUGCAGACGAUCCUGGGAAGUGUCCUUCGGAGAGUGACAAUACGCCAGAGUUUGGUGGUGUCUGCCAUUUGAAUUUUACUUCAGGCCCUGCAAAGGGUAAAUUCUGCUGGAAAACACAGCCCGAAUGGAGUGCAUUUAGAGAAAGUAGUUUCGGUCACGGUAUUUUGGAGGUUAUAAAUUCAACUUACGCCUUGUGGACUUGGCAUCGAAAUCAGGAUACCUACAAGGGAAGUGCAAAAGGAGAUCAAAUAUACAUAGUGCGACAGCCGGAGCUCUGUUUGAUGAAAAGUGGAAAAGGACGCCGUCGAAGAAAUGGAAAUGGCAAUAAAUCACUUGCAAAUUGGUGCCGAAUCUCCAUCAAUUAGUUGACGAGCCAAAGCCCCUUUGUUGCUGGAACCCAAACUCCUCAGCUGCCAACUCAAGCAACCUAAUGAACACAGGAUUUGACAAUUGACAAACAUCUCAGUGAGCCGACAAACCUUGUGGCCUUCUCAUCUUGCAGUGCCACCACCGCGAACUUCCCCUCUGGCACUGCCACCGCCGGUGAAGAAUUUGAAGAGGACAGUGACGAGGAUGAAGUAGGAAGUGCCAUUUUUGGGCCAAGACAAGGCUUUGGUUGCUAUCUUCAGGAGGCCUAAUUUCCCCAUGUCAAAGCUUUGAGCUUGAAUUGUUAGUUGAUGCAACAUAUUUAUAGAGGAUUCAAAAUGUCACUGGUAGUUGGGCCUCUCUGACUUGGAUGAAAGAGCUGACUCAUCUUAUCGGGUUCAAUCACAAUCUAUAAAUCCUCAAAUUCGAUCUAC